UCAUUGAUUCGCACAAGCGAGUUAUUUUUCAGCUUUAUUCAGGUGUCGAUUAACAGUUGUAAACACUGAAAUGUGAUUUUAAACUGCGAGUGAAAUGGUUUGAAUGAUUGUAUCACUUUUGUAAAGGUUUCUAGAACAACCUUAAUCAGUUCAAAGUAGGCAUGCCGUCGCUUCAGCCAAAAUGUGGACAUCCUUCCAUCCUGAGUGACAACUUACACGAGAGUUCAUAGGAACACCUGAACCAUGAGAAUCCAAUUGCGACCCACUCACAGACCGGAAGUGUUGCUCGGCGCUGCUAAAGCCAAGCUCUACGUCCACAAAAGACUGAUCGCGGUUUUAUGUUUCUGUUUUAGCCUCUUCCUUCUACUUUACGGCAAAACGAUUUUUCACGUGACCCGGGAGUUCGUAAUUCAUUCAAAUUUCAACUUCAACCUGUGCAAGCGGUUCCAUCACAUUAGUUACGCGGAAAACGUGCGUUCCUCCGUUCCAAAAGUUAUUCAUCAAAUAUUUCUCAACGCGUCUGAAGAUCACAUAGAAUUUUUCCGUCAAAACAUACAAAAUAUGGAUUCCUGGCAGAGGAUGAAUCCGGACUUCAUGUACAUUCUCUGGAACGAAUCCAUGGUCGUCGGCCUCAUAAAUAAGAGCUAUCCGAGCGUGUUGCAUCUCUAUGAACGCUAUAAGGACGUCUGGAUAGCGCGUAUGGAUAUCGCGCGUUACGUAGUGGUCCAUCACAUGGGCGGUGCGUACGCCGAUAUCGACCUCGAAUGUAAGCGACCCAUAGGAGAACUUUAUCAAGAAAUAGGGGACAGAAAGGUGGCGUUGAACUACUCGUACGAACCUUUUGGGAUCGCCAAUAACUUCUUCGUAGCCAGUAGAAACCACGAGUUUCUGGCUCACGUGAUCGACGGUCUGGCUGAGGCGGAUGUUUUGUAUUUCACGCCAUAUAUAAACCUGAUGUUCCGUACCGGACCCAUGUAUCUGCUCGGUCGAUACCUGAACUAUAUCCAUAAAGAGGAUAUUUUCAUAAUGCAAACGUCGCAAGUUUAUGUCGUCGUUGACCAAUCCGACCAUUCGUGGCACGGCUUGGACGGUCUGUUUAUACGCUUCGUGUGGACGUCGGUUAACGCCAUUCAUUUACUGAGUAUACUUGUGAUUUUAGUGUUUAUGGUUAGAAUACACAGUCUACUGACCGUUCGCCGUGAGAUUGUGUCAAAUAUCCGCCAAUAUCCCAAUACCAAUAAAUGUGUUCGCCAAUAUCAUCCAUCGCAACUUUCCAUGUCUACCAUCAUUGAGGACGAACCGUUGUGACCAAUCAACAAGGAUAUGUGUUCGAAAGCUACCUAGUGACCAUAACACUCAUGCCCGAGGAUUAAAAGUGUCAAAGGAAGUUUUAAUCUGCCUCGUUCUUCUUCUUGUCGAUAACUUAGAUGGACACGCCAGCUCUCUGCGCUGAGGUUGCCGUGCGCCCUUCAUGUCCUUCAGAGUACCGUAGAGCUUCCAUUGCAUUGUGGUCUUCUCCGCUCAGAACUGGCACCAGAGACCGUCGUCUAGGGGACAGGACCGCUGCAAAUGUUCUGUAGAGUUUUGAUCUAAAAUAAUAAAGUUAAAUCCUUCGACAUUUAGCCCCGCCGCCAAAGCUUUGCAAUUACUGUAUUGAAAUGGCAACAUUUGGUACCCAUGAGUGAGGUGAGGACACAGUGUUGUGUGACCGAUUAUCACUAAGUUAACAGAUAGGAUAUAUGAUAAUGAAAAUAUUUUUAUGGUUAACGGAUACACACGUGAAGUUCCGAAUUUGACACCUGGUAUGUUGUAAAGUAGACUUUGCUAUAUUAUGCUAAUUAAUUCGGUUAAAAAUUAUAACUAAUAUAAUGACUGAUGAAAUUCAGUGAGAUUUAGUCAUUUUCGUUUUAUAUAAUCCUCUAAGUGCAAGCUUUAGAUUACAUCUGGAAAACUGUUACCAUAAUAGUAGCAUUCCAAUAGAUUGAUUUAGAAAUGUUGCCAUAUAGACAUAAACUGUUAUACUUAUUUUAGUAGUAUAGAUGCAAUAAAUGGAAUUAGAAACAUUCCUAUAUUCCGGUAAACAAAGUGAAACUUCAGCUGAAUCAGAACGAAACAAAUCUCACUGACGCGCAAAGUCUUUUUAGUUGUGAGCUAGAGAGGCAGUUUUGCAAGUCAGUCUGCUCUUAGCUACGCUAGGGACGAUAACUGCAAAUCAGUCUGCUAGGUAAAAUUGUUGCUCAAUAAUUUUAAGAAAAUAGAUAAAGUAUUAGAUACACAUGACACAACAUGUACAUGAUUAAAGGCUUGUUAUCCCCCGCCAUCGGCGGAGGGAUAUUGUUUUGGCGUUGUCCGUCCGUCCGUUCUUCCGUCUUUCCGUCCUUCUUUCCGUCCGUCCGGAGCCAUAUCUUGGAAGUGCUUUGACGGACUUCAUUGAAACGUGGUAUGAGUAUAUAUAUGGAUACUAGGAUGAUGCACGCCAAAUGGCAUUGUACACCAUCUAUUAAUAACGGAGUUAUGGCCAUUUGUAUCUUGAAAAAAAUGCUUUUUUUGAGUGUCAAAUAUAACACUUUUGUGUCCUGAAGCAUAUUGGCGGGGGAAAUCAAUUCAACGAAAUUGCUUGUUAUUCUUUAGCGAGGCAACCAAACUUCUAAAGAUAGUUGCCAGUGAAGCAACCAGUUGUGAAAAAAAUGAGACAUAUUGUUGUUAUUUUGUCUAAGUUAUCUCAAUAACAUAAAUAUGGGGAUAAACAGUGCACACACAUCUCGACCUGUGCUUUAAGACACACUCUUUAUAAAUUUGAAUGGGUUGUGUUCAUCUCAAACUUGCGAUAUAAAAAUCUAUAACAUAAUUUUGAAAACUGAGUUGCGUCUAAGAUAAUGCAAUAGCGAACAACUUCAGUGCCUUCAGCGCUUUGAUUGUUGAAAGUUACCGCCUUUCAGACAGUCUAUCUGAAUUAAUCAAACAAUAGAUAAUUAAUUAUAUAAUUUAUAAUCCUGUAGUGUGAUACAAAAUGUUAUAGUUGUAUUUUAAUCAUGAAUUCCGUCAUAGGAAGGUUUACAGGUAACAACUGAGAUUAUGAAACCCUGUUUGUGUUUAUAAACUGUAUGUUGUUUAUUUGCGAAAGUCUAUAGAUCCUGUCAUUUACAUUUACCGUAUUUCAUUAUGAGAUGUAAACUCCUUAUUUCAGGUACAGUGUAUAUAAUAUUUGCCAUUUAACACAUGCAUUAUGUAAUUUGUCAUAUUAACAUCUAUUGCUCAAAGACUGUAUUCAAGGUCAGUAACGCAUCAUAUCGUUUCAUUUUUCACAAACUCCAUACAUACUCUAUAAUUUGUAUGUCAUUCAAAUGAAUCUAAUUUAUAUUUUGAAAUAAAAAAAAUGAAGCAAGUUUUAAACGGUUUCCUUUGCAGUAUACCUUACAUUGAUAAAUGAUAAAUGCAUGUUGAAUACAUUUGCGCCUUGGGCAUUAAUUUACACUUAAUUAUGCAUGAUCGUGAAUCUUGUCAACAAACAUGAAUUCAUCUGACGAUUUGCAUCUUGAUUUAGGGCGUUGCAAUUUUGUGACGGUGCAUUAUUGAAUGGUAAUUCACUCUAGUUCUCUUUUAUUGCUGUAUAAUCGUAAUAUUGCAAAGCUAGUACGCUUAUGUUCACAAGUGCGUGUCGUCUGAUUAUUGUGGUGUGGGAAUCGGUAUGCUUUUACGCCGGUUUUAACACUAAUUGCUUUUAAUAAAACUUUUGAAGGCGGUGACCUAAGUUUUCACGUAGUGUUGUGAUGAAUUAAUGGUCCAGUAUUGUAUAGACAUUUCAAAUUUAAUUCAACUACUCCAGUACGUGUUCAUGUAUAUAUGAGAUUAAAGGAACCUUUUCACGUUUUGGUAUCUUGACAAAAUAAAAGAAGAUGUUUAAGAUUCGCAAA
Molecule: messenger RNA, 3914 nt
Organism: Dreissena polymorpha
Lineage: Eukaryota; Metazoa; Mollusca; Bivalvia; Myida; Dreissenidae
Exons: 2
Coding region: 244-1308 (354 amino acids)
Biological process (GO): mannosyl-inositol phosphorylceramide biosynthetic process
Molecular function (GO): mannosyltransferase activity
Source: RefSeq, a predicted model, not a curated record